CCCGUUCAUCGAUUGCAGUUGCGCAACGAUCACAGCCUACAGCUAACAACCUUACGGAGUCAUUGAGCUUGAUCACUCAAACAACCUCGCCGUCUUAGCUUUGGCGUUCAAAGCUUGCGUCUGAGAAAUCAUCGUACCAGAUCGUGAGGCGCAACCGAGCCUUCCGACAGUCACUCGGAAAGAGCACCAUGUGGUGACUGAUCAGCGCGUCCAAGUGGACAUGGACUCUUUCCUGAAGGAGCAGGUGCCAUUGCACAAGACCAACAACGAGAUUAAGACUUCUUGGCAAACCACAAGUCACUCUUUCUCUCGUCAAGAGCAGAACGAUACAUCAAUGAAGGUCCGCAAUGAGAUAACGUUGCGGCGGGGGAGGAGCAAUCAUGAGGUCAGAGACGCAACGUCGGUACUACCUUACCCCAAUGACCGCGUCGCGUCUACUGUUCAACUACUUAUCUAUCAACAGUCUCUCCCGUCGUCUGCUUUCUUGUCUUGCUUUGCUGGCUUCAGUGAGCUUCUGCUGGUGGCUGGUUCGAACGUCACCUGUCAACUUCCGUUCAAUCUUGGGCGACAUGCAGUUUCGCGAUGGCAACAGUGGCCUCCAGGCCGUCCUGGGCGCCACCCUCGGUGCCUUCAUCGCCGGCCCAGUCGUGGCGGCGUCGUCCAGCCUGUACACGCCUUUCGCGCCCAUUGAUCCCCAGGACUGGGUCAACCCGGACAACAUGACUUGGGGUGACUUCAUCCCGCCGCCAGGCACGAAUUGGUCGGACCCGGCGCGCAAGGGCUCCAGCCGCAACUUCAACAUCGCCCUCGUCGUCGUCGACUACCCCGAUAGACCAUUCGUCAUCACUCAGCCGGCGCACUCGACCAUCUUCAACAACCCGCAACCCGCAGGUGCCGACAUUCCUCGGGAGAACGUGCCGACCUUCUAUCGUGACCUCCUCAACACGCCGACUGAGCUGAACAAUGGCCACACCCUCCAUGAGUACUGGAUGGAGGAUUCAGUGGGCCGUUUCGGAGUCGAUCUGACAGCUUUCGGCGCAUACCAACUUUCUGGCAACGGCUACCAAUACGGAAUCGAUGGCGGCUUUAACCCCGGCGCCUGUCCCGAGGGGGAGACUUGUGAUCUGAACAUCCGCACCGAUGCGCUUGCUGCCUGGCGCGCCGAGGUCGGAAAUGCCACCGCCGAUGCUUUUGAGCUUGUUUUCAUCCUCUCUGCCGGCCAAGACGAAUCCUCCACAUGGCAAGAGUUUGGCGAGAUGAAGUUCAACAGCCCUGAUGACGUGCCAGAUGAAUUCGGCCCGCCCAAGGAGGCGAGCAGCUCGCAGACUAACUAUGCGCGCACGCGUUACGUUCCCUGGACAUCCUGGGCGGCGGCGUCGACGCUCUGGCCCAACGCUGGCGGCGGCUCGUCUACUCAGGGCGAGAGCUCUGGCAUGGCAGUCUACGCUCACGAGCUGAGCCACUUGCUCGAUAUCGGCGACAACUACAACAACCCAUACGGUCUUCCUCUGCGCAGAGCAUACACUGGGCCGUGGUCCAUGAUGUCGCGUGGCUCGUUCAACGGUCCCGGUGGUCCCCAUACGCGCUGGCAGAUCCCGGCGUUGCAGGGUGCGUCAAUGGGCUCAUUGCACACGCUGCGCGACAAGUUUCAGCUCUGGUUGAUUGACAAGACUGACAUUUUGUGGCUGUCUCGCGAGGGAUUGGCAACAUCUGGAGUCGCUGUUGCUAACCUGGUUGCUCGAUCUGUCGACCCGGGCGAUGGAUUGAUGGGUGUCCGCAUCAUCAUGGACGGCGACCGAUCCCCAGCCUGCAACAUCACUACUGAAGUGCUCUGCGACGGCGGUAACUGGGACAACUACGACAUUGAAGUCGUGGACCGCAUGGGUUCGGACUCUUUCCAGCCCGAUUCCGGCGUCCUGCUCAGCAAGUCCAAAAACGUCGAUAACCAGCCCUUCCAGUGGGUCAUUGACGCGAACCCGGAGGAUAUUGAGCUCAUCGACUUCUACCGACCCAACGGCUCCGUGGCGAUGAUCACCCUCGGCGACUAUCGUCAGCUCGCUGAUGCGCUCUUCCACGCAGGCACGAACUCGGGCAGCGAGUUCGAGUUCAUUGACGUGCCCAACAGCUUGCACUUCUACAUCGUCGACCGUCACCGCGAUGACGAGGGCAUCCUCUCAUACACCGUCGCCAUUCGCUCCCUGACAGGUGAAGGCGGCGCGAGCACCCACGACGUCUCGCUGGAGAACGGUGCCGUCACGGGUGCCAAGAACGGCACGGCCAUCGGCCAGGGUGUUACAUGCUCAUUCCAGUUGACCAACAGCGGCACCUACGUCGCGGUCGACCCCGACGCGGCCCAGCACCCCGAGGACGUCACUGCCUUCCUGGGUUCAGACGUCUACAGGCUAAGCGCCGAGGUUGAGGGCACUGGCUGGCGUGUGGAGCUGCCCAACGUUCUCGUCACGGCCAAGUUCGGCGAGAUCAAGACGGCGUACGUUUCGGUCGGCGCUGCGUCGGACGCGGCGAGCAAGGCGGUGGUGACGCUGAAGGCGACGUCUGAAUCUGAUCCGUCUGUUGCGGCGACAGCGCAGUGCCAAGUGACUAAAUCAUGAGGGGUUUACUUGCGCCAGGGAAAACACAUAUACCGGCAUUCUUACCGUUUCGAACAUCGUUAAUCGAAUACUUGCCUAUUACGGCGUUUCUGAAGUUUCUCAUGCAUGAUCGAGGCCCGCCAACGUGGGGUUCUGCCGUGACUCGAUGCAAUGCAGUCCCGCUGCGGGGCCGCUUAGGGCUAAUGAACCCGUUCCCACGCCUGAAUCUCCAUCAAAUCAUCACGAUCAAUAGCCCAGAUCGUCUAGUUGGUUAGGAUGAUACGUUGUGGUUCUUCUAUACAGCGAUCCGUGUUGACGGCGGUUCGAAUCCGCCUCUGGGCA
Colletotrichum godetiae is the source of this 2930-nucleotide messenger RNA. RefSeq names its product M6 family metalloprotease. Lineage: Eukaryota; Fungi; Ascomycota; Sordariomycetes; Glomerellales; Glomerellaceae. Gene Ontology annotation, biological process: proteolysis. The coding region runs from base 381 to 2609 and encodes 742 amino acids. The transcript has a single exon. The record is from RefSeq and is a predicted model, not a curated record. Gene Ontology annotation, molecular function: peptidase activity.